GGCCUCCGGGAGGGGCGGGCGGGACUGACCUAGCCGCCCGGCUCCCCUGCCAUCCGCGUCUGUGCCGUCCCUGGGGCCUGGUCAAUGUCCCGGGCGGCGGCGGCAUGCGGCUCCUGUUCCUGGCGGUGCUGCGGCCGCACACCGGGAACGCGGUCACGGCCCAGCGCGUCCGGGCCCAUCUAGAGGCUGCAGGGCACGUGUGCCUUCUGAGAGAUGCCUUUGACUUUGAAAGCCCAUCUGAGAUUGCAAACCUCAUCUUGGCUGAGAACUGUGAGGCUGCCCUGGCUCUUCAUCUCUAUAGGGGAGGCCGCCUUUUGCAAGGCCACCGAAUCCCUUUUGGAAUCAUCUUUGGUGGAACUGAUGUAAAUGAAGAUGCCAACCAGAAGGAAAAAAACACAGUGAUGAGAAGAGUUCUCGAGGAAGCCAGAUUUGCUGUCGCUUUCACAGAGUCAAUGAAGGAAAUGGCACAAGCGCAGUGGCCGCAUGCUAAGGGUAAGAUCUACGUCCAGAGUCAAGGAAUUGCAACAACACCAAACGCCGCCUUUAACUGGAAUACCUUUCUUCAACGUUCAGAGAUUAACCAAAGUGCUGACAAUUUGCACAUAUUUCUUCUGAUAUGUGGACUUCGACAAGUGAAGGACCCUCUCUACCUGGUGGGCGCGUUUUCAGAAUGGCACCAGGAGGAGCCCAAUGUGUACCUGGUGAUUGUGGGGCCUGAAGUCGAUCCAGUGUUUACAAGGGAAGUAAAAGCCAAAGUGAAAAGGGCCGCUGGGGUACGACUGAUUGCAGAGAUGCCUCAAGGAGAUCUGCACGCCGUGGUGAAGAACUGCUUCGCGGUGGUGAACAGCUCUGUCUCUGAAGGCAUGUCAGCUGCAAUUUUGGAGGCGAUGGAUUUAGAAGUUCCGGUGUUGGCCAGAAACAUCCCCGGGAAUGCUGCCGUGGUGAAGCAUGAAGUCACAGGGCUACUGUUUUCCACUCCUCAGGAGUUUGUUCAUCUGGCAAAGAGACUGGUCAGUGAUCCUGCAUUAGAAAAGGAAAUUGUAACGAACGGAAAGGUGUACGUGAGAAUGUAUCAUUCAUGGCAGGUGGAAAGAGACACCUACCAGCAGCUCAUCAGGAAGCUGGAAGGCUGCAGUGAGGACUGAGGACGGGCCUCAUCGGACACCUGCUCUCCGACACAUGGCUCUGGGUGGACACUCAGAGUCUGGGUCACGUGGGUCCAGUCCAGUUCAAAUCAAACCAACCUUAGCAGAAUCCUAGAAAACGUUGGUCGUGAGUCCGCAGAGACACUGCGUUCAUCCCGUAUCUUUCUGUGGUUCAGAUGCUGACCCAGGCGGGUUCACCCGCCGGUCCUGCAGGAGGUGCGACUGGGACAGGGAAAGGGAAACUGGUUUCCAGGGAAUUUGGGAGAGAAUUUGGUUACCUGCUCUAGGGCUUUGGUGCAGACAAGAGAGGCUUAUUUUCAGGCAGUCAUGGUUCAGGCCCCUCACCUGCCUCCUGACCGACCUGUCCCCGUCAUGGCUGGUUUCAAAGGCAAAAGCAAAAAGCAGACGUGUGAGCCAGGCCGAGUCCUAGCAGCGUUUCUGUUGUGAUCUCAACUCUGACAGGCAUGCGGGUGGCCCCAGUCUUCUCUGAACACUAGAAAGUGCUGCGAGUGAGUUCACGCCCGGCACAUGUCACUUUUCAAGGGUGGAAUUACAAGUUGUGCCUUUUAGAAAGGCGGCCAGGCUGCUCAUAGGCCCCACCCACCUCUUGGCAGAAUUUGAGUGGAAAACCAGGUAGAAGCAAACGCCAUGUCCCCCGUAGCCUGCAGAAUGCUCCAGUGAGCCUGAGAUGGAGGCCUGGGGCUUCUGGUUCUGGGGUGGGCCCUUCCCCUUCCCACAUCAGGGACCCGGGGAUGGGGGUCGGAAGGGUCACCAGCCUCCAGCCCUUGGCAGGACAGAACUCAGGGCUGCAGGGCUUUGCAGCCACCCAGCGAGGUCCUCCCGGGGCCAGCCCCGCCGUCAUGGUAAUGGAGACCUCUCCCUGUCCAUGUCAUCUGCGUCACAUCAGGACAUGCAGUCUUUCCUGUCCU
This is a messenger RNA of Sapajus apella (tufted capuchin), 2074 nucleotides long. RefSeq names its product glycosyltransferase 1 domain containing 1 (gene GLT1D1). Lineage: Eukaryota; Metazoa; Chordata; Mammalia; Primates; Cebidae. Gene Ontology annotation, molecular function: glycosyltransferase activity. The coding region runs from base 105 to 1145 and encodes 346 amino acids. The transcript has 12 exons. The record is from RefSeq and is a predicted model, not a curated record.